Funneliformis caledonium is the source of this 512-nucleotide messenger RNA. Lineage: Eukaryota; Fungi; Glomeromycota; Glomeromycetes; Glomerales; Glomeraceae. The record is from the annotation of a GenBank genome assembly.
AAAAUAAUGAUCAUUAUGCUGAUUUUCAUACAGUGUAUUAUAAUGCAACAACUGAAGAUCACCGUCUUACAUUAAUGCAAGCUGUGAAAUUAGCAGAACGAGCACCAAAUGGACUUUUUGUAAAUAUCAAAGUGUGUGAUUAUAUUGAAUGCUUCCAAUGUGGUAAACUUCGCUAUAUAUUUAGUAAUCAAGCUUUAAAUACUAAUGAAAAAAAAGAGUUAUAUUCUAUAAAAGAAGAAAUGAAUUAUAGCUAUAGUGCUUCAUUAGUUGAAGAGAAUCAUGAAUUCUACACUAAAGUUUUUGUAUGUGAAAAGAUUACUUGCGAAAUACCUAUUGAAUUAGCUUAUUAUUCUUCUAUUUUGCGUCGAAGUAAUUAUAAUUCACAAAUCUGUUAUUGGUGUGGAGUUGAUGGUGGUUUUGUUGAUCUUCCUAUUGAUAAAACAUCUAAAUAUAAGUUUGUAUUUCCAUAUUGUUGUUGGUGUUUAGAAAAAGGAAAGGAUUUUUUUUUGUAG